Messenger RNA from Drosophila takahashii, 1482 nucleotides. It is a transcript of the gene mthl6, whose product is annotated as methuselah-like 6. Gene Ontology annotation, molecular function: G protein-coupled receptor activity. NCBI's taxonomy places the organism in Eukaryota, Metazoa, Arthropoda, Insecta, Diptera, Drosophilidae. Gene Ontology annotation, biological process: cell surface receptor signaling pathway. Gene Ontology annotation, cellular component: membrane. The record is from RefSeq and is a predicted model, not a curated record.
AUGAAUCUGCGUCUAAAUAAUUUCGGUUUACUUCUUGUAUUUAUAAUGUUUAAGAAAUCAAAAGCAAUUAUUCCCAACUGUGAUUAUUCCGAUACCGUGGACAUAUCCCAUUUCCAAAGUAUAAAUGACUCCUACAAGUACAAUGAUCUAGAAAUUCCUGCCCACCUCACUGGAAAAUAUAACUUCAUGCAACUUGCAGACGGAUCAAAAAAAACUGUGCAGAGUCAUUUGAGAGGAUGCGUCUGCAAACUAAAACCCUGCAUCCGAUUUUGCUGCCCCCGUAAGAAAAUGUUACCUAAUGGCCACUGCAGCGAUGGCCUAGAAGAGGAACUUCAACGGGUCAAUCCCUACCUCAACAUCACCCUUCAGGACGGAUCUGUAAAGACACAUUACCUCCUCAGCGACAUGAUCGUGUUAAGGAAUGAGUUUCGGUAUUGCGAGAGGGGGUUUAUAGUGCGCGAAAAUCAAUACAAACUUUUUGAGAACGGAAGCAUUGUUCUUAGAUCCCCAACCAACUGGACACUGAACAAAGAGUGGUACUGUCUCUAUCCCCAUCGGUUUUAUUCGGAAUACCCGAACUCCAUUUGGAUUCUUGAGCAUAUAUACAUACCGGAAUCGAUGCCCGCGGUACCCCAAGUCGGCACAAUUUCUAUGAUGGGCUGUAUUCUAACGAUCGGAGUUUAUCUCUGUAUAGAGAAACUGCGGAAUCUGCUCGGAAAAUGCUUUAUCAGCUUUGUAUUUUGCAAAUUCAUGCAGUAUUUUAUUUGGGCAGGUGGUGAUUUAAAGUUAUGGAGGAACAUUUGCUCUCUGGCAGGCUACACUAACUACUUUUUCGCAGUGGCCUCUCAUCUUUGGCUCUCUGUUAUGAGCCAUCAUAUUUGGAAAGGCUUACAGUCGGUGAAUCGCAAUGAACAUCGAUAUCGGUUCCUGGCCUACUCUGCUUAUAGUUGGGGCAUAUCUGCUGUUCUGACCGGAGUUACAGUUCUAAUGGAUUGGAUUUGGGAAGGUAGACCCGACAAGAUAAAUUGGAUGCCUGGUGUUGGACUUUACCGAUGCUGGAUAAACACUUAUGACUGGUCUGCAAUGAUAUACCUAUAUGGGCCGAUGCUGAUCCUAAGUAUGUUUAAUAUAAUCACAUUUAUCAUGACGGUAAAUCAUAUAAGGAAGGUGAAGAAUAACCUUAAGAAGAUCACGCAUCGGCAGGAGAAGUCCCCGGAUAAGAAUAGAUUUGUACUAUAUUUGCGGCUCUCUAUAAUGAUGGGCGUUACUGGGAUUUCGGAGGUAAUAACCUACCUCGUGAACCGCCGCACUUUUUGGCGACGUAUCCUCCGCGUAGCAAACUUUUUCCAUUUAAGUUUUGGUAUAAUCGUCUUUGUGCUAUUUAUCCUUAAGCGUAGUACGCUUCAGCUCCUAAUGGAGAGAAUUCGGUGCCCAAGGAAUGAACAGCCUGCGGUCGAUCAAAGAACCAAAGUACUCUUUUAG